This is a messenger RNA of Symbiodinium pilosum, 1503 nucleotides long. Lineage: Eukaryota; Dinophyceae; Suessiales; Symbiodiniaceae. The record is from the annotation of a GenBank genome assembly.
AUGGGACUCCUUACCCGUGUUAAUGCGCUUGGGAUCCUAGCCUCGGCAGAGUUUGCGCAGCCGGCGCUCAGACUGAAAGCGGUGCUGGAGAGCCGGGGCUGUGCAGUAGCUGCGGCCGUGGAAGCCUUUCCGGCAGAGCAACCACAGACAAGUCACGUGCAAGCCGUUCUGGUGCUUGGGGAUGCUCCGGGAGAUCCGGAUGCAUUCAAGCAGGACGGUGAGCUGGGGCUGGCAAGCAGCCUUGCCUUUGCAGCCAUCGCAGCUGGUGCCCCCGUAAAGGCGAUGAAUGGCAAGAGCGGAAAGGAAGAUGUCUCAUCCCUCAUCCAGGACCUUAAAGAGCUGCCAAUCCUGGACCCGCACGAAGCGAGGCAACGAUGGGCGCAAGCUGAAGCGGCAGCUGCUGCAGAUGACGAGGAGGGCCUUGAGGGCGCUUUGGAAUCUUGGCCGGAGCUGAUGACACACCGUGACAGCUCGGGAAGCACCUUGCUGCAUCAUGCAGCUUCGAUGGGGGCCGACAGGGCCACUUCUUUGCUUUUGGAACGUGGUGCCGACGCGGACCUGCGGAACAAGGAGCAGGCAACUGCUGGCGACAUUGCAUUCCGCGCAGGCAAGCAGACGGUCUUUGAGUCCUUGGUCAUGCAUCGUCUGAGACGAGAACAGCAAGCAGAGGUCCCGGAGCCGCCACAGAAGCGCCAGAAGGGCGCCGAUCGGCAAGACCUGGCUCCAGAUCACUAUCUGAACCAGCAGCUGCGAUAUGAGGAGGGGAGGCUCUUGGAUGCCGACUCCAAGGCUGUCAUGAUGGGGUGGGAGGCACCUUUGAUGAAGCAUCAUGCAGAGCUUCUCUUGCCGGAGCAACAGCUGCGCAUUUGCAACGUUGGUUUUGGCUUGGGUCUUGUGGAUGGCUACCUGGCAGAGCGCGAGCCAAGCGAGCACCACAUUAUCGAGGCACACAGAGAUGUGCUUGCAGAGAUGCGGCGCCGCGGUUGGCACAAGCGGAAAGGGGUCGUGGUACAUGAAGGCCGCUGGCAAGACAUCGUUACGCAGCUCCCUGGUGGCUCCCUGGAUGCCAUCUUUUUUGAUACCUGGUCGGAGACUUAUGAAGACCUUCGCCAGUUUCAGGAUGAAGUGACGCGAUUGCUGGCUCCAGGAGGGCGGUUUUCCUUUUUCAAUGGAAUGGCUCCAUACAGCAUCACAGAGCAUGCGACCUUCUGUCGGCUUGCUCAGGAGGAUCUUGUGGCCAUGGGCCUUCCAUGCGAUAUAUGCAAAAUUGAGUUGGGAGAGCUGGGAAAUGAGACCUGGCAGGGGGUGAAAGAGCGCUACUGGCAGUUUGACAGCUACUACCUGCCCUUGGCAAGGAAGCCUCCACAGUCGAGCCAAGCAAAAGACUCUGAUUGCCUGGAAGGUGUCAAAGGUUCCCAGUGGCGUUGCUGGCCAGAGUUUCCUGUUCGGGUGUUGGACAGACUGGGUCCAACUCUACCACGAGCGGCAUUUGGACUGGAUUGA